This is a messenger RNA of Calidris pugnax (ruff), 10007 nucleotides long. Its product is annotated as basement membrane-specific heparan sulfate proteoglycan core protein-like. The record is from RefSeq and is a predicted model, not a curated record. Gene Ontology annotation, biological process: cell-cell adhesion. Gene Ontology annotation, molecular function: cell adhesion molecule binding. The transcript has 68 exons. The annotation marks the transcript as partial. Gene Ontology annotation, cellular component: cell-cell junction. Lineage: Eukaryota; Metazoa; Chordata; Aves; Charadriiformes; Scolopacidae.
GUGGUCCUCACGGCCGAGGAGACGCCGCCGCUGAGCCUGGCCAACCUGGCUGGCACGCAGACGGUGGGCGACGGUGCCCGCUUCUCCUCCCCACGGGAGCUGCUCUUCGACGCCUUCCAGCCGCUGCCCCGCGACGUCUACUACUGGGUGCUGCCCGCGCCCUUCGCCGGGGACAAGGUGACAUCGUACGGCGGCGAGCUGCAGUACACGGUGACACACCGGGCACCACCGGGCGCCCAGCCUUUGCCGCGCCAGCCCGACGUCCUGCUGCAGGGCAACGGCAUCCUCCUGGAGCACUUCUCCGGUGCCACCUUCCCCUCCGGCGUCCCCACCACCGUCACCGUGCCCUUCCGCGAGCGUGCCUGGCGCCGGGCGUGCUCACCCGGGUACGUGGGGGACCCACCGCGGGGAGAGCCGUGCCGAGAGCCGGGUGUCCCCGGGGGGCAGUGCCCGUGUGACCCACGUGGCAGCAUCAGCGAGGGCUGCGGUGCCGACGGGCAGUGCCACUGCAAGUCCAACGUGGAGGGUCCCCACUGUGCCGCCUGCCGUCCCCACCACUUCCACCUGAGUGCCAGCGAGCCGGCCGGCUGCCUGCCCUGCUUCUGCAUGGGCAUCGUCCAGCACUGCACCAGCACCACCUACGCCCGCGGCACCGUGCGGGCACCCUUCGCCCCCGGGAACCCGCAGGGGUUUGCCCUGGUGAACCGGCAGCGCAGCACCCGGGUGGGCACCGGCUUCAGGGUGGAGCCGGGCACCCCCCACCCCCGUCUGACCUACGAGCGAUUCGGGGAGCUGCCCCCCGACUCCUACUACUGGCAGCUGCCACCCCCCUACCAGGGGGACAAGUGGCAGGACUGUGCCCCCGGUUACACACGCACCGGGGGGGGGCUGUACCUGGGGCACUGCGAGCUGUGUGAGUGCAACGGGCACUCGGAGACCUGCCACCCCGAGAGCGGCGUCUGUUCUGGAUGCUUGCACAACACAGCGGGGGAUUUCUGUGACCAAUGCGCCCCCGGUUUCUACGGGGAUGCCACCGCCGGUACCCCCGAGGACUGCCACCCGCCGCGCACCGCGGUGGCGCAGGGCAGCGCCGUCACCCUGCGGUGCCAGGCCAGCGGCGACCCCCCCUUCUACUACCACUGGGGGCGAGAAGACGGGAGACCCCUCCCCCAGGGCGCCCAGACCCGGGGACAAGGCGAGGAGCUGCACUUCGCCAGCAUCCAGCCCUCCGAAGCCGGCGUCUACGUCUGCUCCUGCCGCAACCUGCGGUACAGCAACGCCAGCCGCGCCGAGGUCAUCGUCACCGAGACCCCCGGCAAACCCAUCACCGUCACCGUGGAGGAGAAGCGGGUGCAGCGGGUGAAGCCCGGUGCCGAUGUCACCUUCGUCUGCACAGCCAAGAGCAAGUCGCCCGCCUACACGCUGGUGUGGACGCGGCAGAACCACGGGACGCUGCCCGCGGGCGCCGUGGACUUCAACGGGAUCCUCACCCUGCGCCGCGUGCGCCCCGAGGACGCCGGCGUCUACGUCUGCACCGGCUCCAACAUGUUGGACAUGGACGAGGGCACCGCCACGCUCUACGUCCAGGGACCCCCUGCCUGCCACGUGCCCAUCCCCGUGGCCUCAGGCCUCUCAAAUCCCAUCUCUCUCUCUCCCCGCCAGUCGCCCGCCUACACGCUGGUGUGGACGCGGCAGAACCACGGGACGCUGCCCGCCGGCGCCGUGGACUUCAACGGGAUCCUCACCCUGCGCCGCGUGCGCCCCGAGGACGCCGGCGUCUACGUCUGCACCGGCUCCAACAUGUUGGACAUGGACGAGGGCACCGCCACGCUCUACGUCCAGGCCCCCUCCAAGACUCAGAUGUUUUACGGGCCCGUGGAGUUUAUGGAGGGGCACAGACCGGGUGCGCUGCCGCCGCAGGCCGUGGUCCAGGGGGGGACGCUGCGUUUCGGCGCCGUGGAGCCCUCCGACGAGGGGCACUACGCCUGCCGGGCACGCAACAGCGCCGGGCAGCACACGGCACGGGCCUUCCUCCACGUGCAAGCAGCCGGCGCCCCCCGGGUGCAGGUGAGCCCGGAGCGGACAGAGGUGCAGGAGGGCUCCACGGUGCGGCUCUACUGCCGGGUCUCGGGGUCCCCCACCGCCACCAUCACCUGGGAGAAGCAGGGGGGCACCCUCCCACCACAGUCCCGCGCCGAGCAGGGUGACAUCGCCACCCUGGUCAUCCCCGCCGUGACGGCAGCCGACGGCGGCCUCUACCUCUGCGUGGGCUCCAGCGCCGCCGGCACGGCCCGCGCCGCCAUCGAGGUGGCCGUGGUGCCAGGGACAACCCCACCCGUCCGCAUCGAGUCCUCCUCCCCGUCCGUCAGCGAGGGACAGACCCUGGACCUCGACUGCCUGGUGGCCGGGCCCGGCCCUGCCACCGUGACGUGGUACAAGCGCGGUGGCUCCUUGCCCGCCGGCCACCAGGUUUCGGGGUCCCGGCUCCGUGUCCCCCACGUCACGGCGGCCGAUUCGGGGGAGUACGUGUGCCGGGCCAGCGUGGGGACCACCAUCAGGGAGGCGUCUGUCAUCGUCACCGUGGUGGCCGCGUCCGGCUCCUCCUACGGGCCACCAGCUUCAGGUGUCCCCGUCCGGAUUGAGGCGUCCUCGUCCACCGUGGCCGAGGGACAGACCCUGGACCUCAACUGCCUGGUGGCCGGCCAGGGACAGGCCACUGUCACCUGGUACAAGCGUGAGGGGUCCCUCCCACCCAAGCACCAGAUGUCUGGCUCCCGGCUACGGCUGCUGCAGGUGACAGCGGCCGACUCGGGCGAGUACGUGUGCCGGGUGACCAGCGGGGCCACCACCAAGGAAACCUCUGUCAUGGUGACAAUCCAGCCCAGUGGGGCCAGCUCAUACCCUCCGGGCAACACGAACCCCCUGCGCAUCGAGUCCCCGUCCUCCACCGUGGCCGAGGGCCAGACCCUGGACCUCAACUGUGUCAUCGCCAGCCCCACACAGGCCACCGUCACCUGGUACAAACGUGGGGGGUCCCUCCCACCCAAGCACCAGAUGUCUGGCUCCCGGCUACGGCUGCUGCAGGUGACAGCGGCCGACUCGGGCGAGUACGUGUGCCGGGUGACCAGUGGGGCCACCACCAAGGAAACCUCUGUCAUGGUGACAAUCCAGCCCAGUGGGGCUAAUGCCUACCCUCCUGGCAGCACCACCCCCCUGCGCAUCGAGUCCUCGUCCUUGUCAUCCCCUGUGGCCGAGGGCCAGACCCUGGACCUCAACUGUGUCAUCGCCAGCCCCGCACAGGCCACCGUCACCUGGUACAAGCGCGGGGGGUCCCUCCCACCCAACCACCAGAUGUCUGGCUCCCGGCUACGGCUGCUGCAGGUGACAGCGGCCGACUCGGGCGAGUACGUGUGCCGGGUGACCAGUGGGGCCACCACCAAGGAAACCUCUGUCAUGGUGACAAUCCAGCCCAGUGGGGCUAAUGCCUACCCUCCUGGCAGCACCACCCCCCUGCGCAUCGAGUCCUCGUCCUUGUCAUCCCCUGUGGCCGAGGGCCAGACCCUGGACCUCAACUGUGUCAUCGCCAGCCCCGCACAGGCCACCGUCACCUGGUACAAGCGCGGGGGGUCCCUCCCACCCAACCACCAGAUAUCUGGCUCCCGGUUACGGCUGCUGCAGGUGACAGCGGCCGACUCGGGCGAGUACGUGUGCCGGGUGACCAGCGGGGCCACCACCAAGGAGAUCUCCAUCGUGGUGACAAUCCAGCCCAGUGGGGCCACCACCUACCCCAUUGGUGUCACCCCCCCACUGCGCAUCGAGUCCUCGUCCUCCUCCGUGGCCGAGGGACAGACCCUGGACCUCAACUGCCUGGUGGCCGGCCAGGGACAGGCCACCAUCACCUGGUACAAGCGUGAGGGACCACUCCCGGCCAUCUACCAGGUGUCGGGCACCCGCCUGCGCAUCCCCCAGGUGACGGCGGCCGAUUCGGGCGAGUACGUGUGCCGGGUGACGUCGGGGGGGGUCAUGCACGAGACGUCCCUCAUCGUCACCAUCCAGACCGGCGCCGGCUCCUCUUACGCCGUCGGUGUCACGCCGCCGGUGAGGAUCGAGACCUCGUCCGCCGCCGUCACCGAGGGACAGACCCUGGACCUCAACUGCAUGGUGGCAGGACAGGGCCACCCCCACGUCACCUGGUACCGGCGCGGGGGGGCUCUGCCCCCCAACAGCCAGGUGUCGGGGACCCGCCUGCGGCUCGCCCAGGUGGCGGUGGCCGAUUCGGGGGAGUACGUGUGCCGGGUGACCCUGGGGACCGUCACCCAGGAGGCGUCUGUCAUCGUCACCGUGCCCAGCAGCCCUGCCACCGCCGGCACCUACUACCCCUCCGGCGUGUCCCAGCCCCUCCGCAUCGAGUCCUCCUCCUCGGCCAUCGCCGAGGGACAGGUCCUGGACCUCAACUGCCUGGUGGCAGGGUCUGGCCCCACCACCGUGACGUGGUACAAGCGCGGUGGCUCCCUGCCCGCCAGCCACCAGGUGUCGGGCACCCGCCUGCGCAUCCCCCAGGUGACAGCGGCCGAUUCAGGGGAGUACGUGUGCCGGGUGACGUCGGGGGGUGUCACGCAGGAGACAUCCCUUGUUGUCACCAUCGAUGAUGGAGACAACCCAUCCCACCCCACCGGUGUCACACCGCCCAUCCGCAUCGAGUCCUCAGCGUCCUCUGUCACCGAGGGACAGACCCUGGACCUCGACUGCCUGGUGGCCGGCCAGGGACAGGCCACCAUCACCUGGUACAAGCGCGGUGGGUCCCUCCCGCCCAAGCACCAGAUUUCGGGGUCCCGCCUGCGGCUGUCACAGCUCUCGGUGGCCGAUUCGGGGGAGUACGUGUGCCGGGCGGACAUGGGCAGCGUCUCCCGUGAGGCCACCAUCAUUGUCACCGUCACCUCCCGUGACAGUUCCAGCUACCCCUCCGGCGUGUCCCAGCCCCUCCGCAUCGAGUCCUCCUCCUCGGCCAUCGCCGAGGGACAGGUCCUGGACCUCAACUGCCUGGUGGCAGGGUCUGGCCCCACCACCGUGACGUGGUACAAGCGCGGUGGCUCCCUGCCCGCCAGCCACCAGGUGUCGGGCACCCGCCUGCGCAUCCCCCAGGUGACAGCGGCCGAUUCCGGGGAGUACGUGUGCCGGGUGACGUCGGGGGGUGUCACGCAGGAGACAUCCCUCGUUGUCACCAUCGAUGAUGGAGACAACCCAUCCCACCCCACCGGUGUCACACCGCCCAUCCGCAUCGAGUCCUCAGCGUCCUCUGUCACCGAGGGACAGACCCUGGACCUCGACUGCCUGGUGGCCGGGCCCGGCCCUGCCACCGUGACGUGGUACAAGCGCGGUGGCUCCCUGCCCGCCAGCCACCAGGUGUCGGGCACCCGCCUGCGCAUCCCCCAGGUGACAGCGGCCGAUUCCGGGGAGUACGUGUGCCGGGUGACGUCGGGGGGUGUCACGCAGGAGACAUCCCUCGUUGUCACCAUCGAUGAUGGAGACAACCCAUCCCACCCCACCGGUGUCACACCGCCCAUCCGCAUCGAGUCCUCAGCGUCCUCUGUCACCGAGGGACAGACCCUGGACCUCGACUGCCUGGUGGCCGGCCAGGGACAGGCCACCAUCACCUGGUACAAGCGCGGUGGGUCCCUCCCGCCCAAGCACCAGAUUUCGGGGUCCCGCCUGCGGCUGUCACAGCUCUCGGUGGCCGAUUCGGGGGAGUACGUGUGCCGGGCGGACAUGGGCAGCGUCUCCCGUGAGGCCACCAUCAUUGUCACCGUCACCUCCCGUGACAGUUCCAGCUACCGUCUGCAGAGCCCCAUCAUCUCCAUCGACCCGCACAGCAUGGCGGUGGCACCGGGAGAGGAUGCCACCUUCAAGUGCCGUGUCCACGAUGGUGCCCGGCCCAUCAACAUCACCUGGCGGAUGGGACCUGGCCAACAUCUCCAAGACAACGUGAAGAUCAGCACCAAUGGCUCAGUCAUCUCCAUCACCGGUGCCCACGUGGGCAACCAGGGCGCCUACCACUGUGUGGCCUCCAACCGCUUCGGCGUCGCCAGCAGCGUUGUCAACCUCCUGGUGCAAGGUGCCCCCACGGUGUCGGUGAUGCCUCCAGGCCCCGUGACGGUGAAGGAGGGCAAAUCCCUCAGCGUGGAGUGCCUUGGCCGGGGCGAACCACGGCCACUGGUGCGGUGGAGCCGUCCGGGCUCCCGGCAGAAGGUGGAGCACCAAACGCUGCUGCACAUGGACAGCCAGGCCAUCCUGCAGCUCUCGCCGGCCAAGCCGGAGCACGCCGGGACCUACGUCUGCACCGCACACAGCGCCUUGGGUUCAGCACAGGCCCGGGUGGACAUCAGCGUGGAGACGGCACAGCGGCACCCUGGUGCCCCCGAGGUCACCGCGCCGCCCUCCGUCACCGUGGUGGCCGGGGACACUGCCACCCUGCACUGCACAGCCAGAGGUGAGCCCUCACCCCACAUCGAGUGGUCGAAGCUGCGGGCACCCCUGCCCUGGCAGCACCGGGUGGUCAACGGCAGCUUGGUCAUCCCCCGCGCCGCGCAGCAGGACUCGGGACAGUACAUCUGCAACGCCAGUAGCCCCGCCGGCUCUGCCGAGGUCUUCGUCACCCUCGACGUGGAGACACCACCCUACGCCACCAGCCUACCGGAGGACACCGCAGUGCGCGCCGGUGACGCGCUGCAGGUGCAGUGCCUGGCCCACGGCACCCCCCCACUGCACUACGCGUGGGACAAGGUCAACGGCAGCCUCUCGGCGCGCGUCCUCCACCGCGCCGGCCUCCUCCGCAUCAGCCCGGUGUUGCCCGCCGACGCCGGCACCUACCGCUGCCUCGUCACCAACCGCGUCGGCACCGCCGAGACCUUCGCCCGCGUGGCCGUCCAUGGUGACGCCGGGGACAGCGGGGACGGCGGCAGCGGUCCCUUGGCCGUCCGGGUGACACCGGGGAGUCUGGUGAUGGGGGUGGGGGGCACCGCCGAAUUCGCCUGCGCCGUCUCUGGGGACCCCCCCACCGGUGUCACACCGCCCAUCCGCAUCGAGUCCUCAGCGUCCUCUGUCACCGAGGGACAGACCCUGGACCUCGACUGCCUGGUGGCCGGCCAGGGACAGGCCACCAUCACCUGGUACAAGCGCGGUGGGUCCCUCCCGCCCAAGCACCAGAUUUCGGGGUCCCGCCUGCGGCUGUCACAGCUCUCGGUGGCCGAUUCGGGGGAGUACGUGUGCCGGGCGGACAUGGGCAGCGUCUCCCGUGAGGCCACCAUCACUGUCACCAUCACCUCCCGUGACAGUUCCAGCUACCGUCUGCAGAGCCCCAUCAUCUCCAUCGACCCGCACAGCAUGGCGGUGGCACCGGGUGAGGAUGCCACCUUCAAGUGCCGUGUCCACGAUGGUGCCCGGCCCAUCAACAUCACCUGGCGGAUGGGACCUGGCCAACAUCUCCAAGACAACGUGAAGAUCAGCACCAAUGGCUCAGUCAUCUCCAUCACCGGUGCCCACGUGGGCAACCAGGGCGCCUACCACUGUGUGGCCUCCAACCGCUUCGGCGUCGCCAGCAGCGUUGUCAACCUCCUGGUGCAAGGUGCCCCCACGGUGUCGGUGAUGCCUCCAGGCCCCGUGACGGUGAAGGAGGGCAAAUCCCUCAGCGUGGAGUGCCUUGGCCGGGGCGAACCACGGCCACUGGUGCGGUGGAGCCGUCCGGGCUCCCGGCAGAAGGUGGAGCACCAAACGCUGCUGCACAUGGACAGCCAGGCCAUCCUGCAGCUCUCGCCGGCCAAGCCGGAGCACGCCGGGACCUACGUCUGCACCGCACACAGCGCCUUGGGUUCAGCACAGGCCCGGGUGGACAUCAGCGUGGAGACGGCACAGCGGCACCCUGGUGCCCCCGAGGUCACCGCGCCGCCCUCCGUCACCGUGGUGGCCGGGGACACCGCCACGCUGCACUGCACAGCCAGAGGUGAGCCCUCACCCCACAUCGAGUGGUCGAAGCUGCGGGCGCCCCUGCCCUGGCAGCACCGGGUGGUCAACGGCAGCUUGGUCAUCCCCCGCGCCGCGCAGCAGGACUCGGGACAGUACAUCUGCAACGCCAGUAGCCCCGCCGGCUCUGCCGAGGUCUUCGUCACCCUCGACGUGGAGACACCACCCUACGCCACCAGCCUACCGGAGGACACCGCAGUGCGCGCCGGUGACGCGCUGCAGGUGCAGUGCCUGGCCCACGGCACCCCCCCACUGCACUACGCGUGGGACAAGGUCAACGGCAGCCUCUCGGCGCGCGUCCUCCACCGCGCCGGCCUCCUCCGCAUCAGCCCGGUGUUGCCCGCCGACGCCGGCACCUACCGCUGCCUCGUCACCAACCGCGUCGGCACCGCCGAGACCUUCGCCCGCGUGGCCGUCCAUGGUGACGCUGGGGACAGCCAGGAUGGUGGCAGCGGUCCCUUGGCCGUCCGGGUGACACCGGGGAGCCUGGUGAUGGGGGUGGGUGGCACCGCCGAAUUCGCCUGCGCCGUCUCUGGGGACCCCCGGGCACGUCUGGAGUGGCUGAAGGACGGGGGGGAGCUGCCCCCCACCCACAGCGUGCGGGACGGGGUGCUGCGCCCGGUGUUGCCCGCCGACGCCGGCACCUACCGCUGCCUCGUCACCAACCGCGUCGGCACCGCCGAGACCUUCGCCCGCGUGGCCGUCCAUGGUGACGCCGGGGACAGCGGGGACGGCGGCAGCGGUCCCUUGGCCGUCCGGGUGACACCGGGGAGUCUGGUGAUGGGGGUUGGGGGGGGGACACCCCAAAACCCCACUGUCCCCCCUUGUCCCCCCCAAGCUCUCCCCAGGGCCCUGAUCAACAUCCGGACGGCGGUGCAGACGGUGCUGGCGGGGACAACGGUGGAGCUGGAGUGCCUGGGCUUGGGUGAUCCCCGUCCCCACGUCACCUGGAGCAAAGUGGGGGGCCGUAUCCGCCCCGGGGUGCUGGUCCAGGCCGGCACCCUCACCAUCCAACGGGUGGAGCGGGCGGACGCCGGGCAGUACCGCUGCACCGCCACCAACGCCGUGGGCACCGUCCAGUCCCACGUCAUCCUCCACGUGCAAGCCACCCCCCAGAUCGCCGGGCAGCCGGAGGUGAAGGAGGUCUCCUUGGGUUCGGCGGCUGUUUUGCCCUGUUUGGCAUCGGGCUUCCCGGUGCCGGAGAUCACCUGGAGCAAGCUGGAGGGGGAGCUGCCGGCGGGGGCCCGGGUGGAGGGGAACGUGCUGACGCUGCCGGCCGUGCGCCACGAGGACUCUGGUGUCUACGCCUGCGCCGCCACCAACCACCGCGGCCAGGAGACAGCUUACUAUGUCCUCAAGGUCCGAGAGCGCCUGGUCCCCUAUUUCGGGCAGACGCCCCGCUCCUUCCUCCCCCUGCCCACCAUCAAGGACGCCUACAAGAAGUUUGAGAUCCUCAUCACCUUCCGACCUGAUGCUGCUGAUGGUCUUCUCCUCUACAACGGGCAACGGAAAACCAGCGGCGCCGACUUCAUCUCCUUCGGUUUGGUGGGCGGCCGCCCCGAGUUUAGGUUUGACGCCGGUUCGGGCAUGGCCACCAUCCGGCACCCGACGCCGCUGCGGUUGGGCGAGUACCACACCGUGCGUCUCCUCCGCAACCUCACCCGGGGUUCGCUGGAGCUGGACGGGCACCCCCCGGUGAACGGGACCUCCCAGGGGAAGUUUCAAGGGCUGGAUCUGAACGAGGAGCUGUACCUGGGGGGGUACCCCGAUUUCGACGCCGUGACCAAGACGGGGCUCAGCCGUGGGUUCAUGGGCUGCGUGCGCCGGCUCCGCAUCCAAGGGGAGGAGGUGGCUUUUGGAGAUAUGGACCUGCAGGCGCACGGUGUCACCAGUUGUCCCACCUGCCAGGACCAGCCGUGCCAGGUGAGGCUGGGGGAGGGGGAUGCCCACUCAUCACCACCCCCAUCCCACCUUGGGGACAUGGGCAUGAG